Salvia splendens (bonfire salvia) is the source of this 2704-nucleotide messenger RNA. RefSeq names its product cell division control protein 48 homolog C. Bases 366 to 2540 code for a protein of 724 amino acids. Gene Ontology annotation, molecular function: ATP hydrolysis activity; ATP binding. Lineage: Eukaryota; Viridiplantae; Streptophyta; Magnoliopsida; Lamiales; Lamiaceae. The transcript has 10 exons. The record is from RefSeq and is a predicted model, not a curated record.
CCUUCCAAUUCAAUUCCAUAAAAUUCCAGUUCCAAUUCAAUUCCAAUUUCAAUUUCGUGUACCAAACGGAUCCUCAUAGUUAAGUCAUUUCCAUAUAUAGUAACUUUUUUCUCUUUCUUACUUUGUUUUUUCUUACUUUAUUAUCUCAAUUUUAUUCCCUUUUUACUUUAUCUAUUUAUUUAACACAGUUAACAUUUAUUUCUUAAACUAUACGCCGAAAAGUUUUGCCUCAACUACGAGACAACCGGAAGGAGUAAUACUUUAAUGCUCUCUUUUAGAUUCCCAAAUAACAAAAAAGUAAAAACUGAUAAAUAUUCCGUACCCAAUUCCGACGCUCACCGGAAAACUCGUUUUAUUCCGGGAACAUGACGAGAGAAAAAGGCAGCGCCGCUGUGGCUCUCCGCCGCCACAUCGAGUCCGUCUCCAGCGGCAAAGAAAACCUCACCGACGAGCAAGUAGUAGGCCUACUCUGCUCGUUACACCGGCUCACCUACUGCCGUCUUGAUCGCAACCUCCUAACCGAACGCGUCGCCAAAAUCACCCAGCUCCAGCGCCGGAGAGCAGGCGUCAUUUCCCAAGAUCCCGCUCCGUUCUCAGCCAGACGGCAAAAAAUCAAUGAGCCCGCUCCGUUCUCAGCGAAACGGAAAAAAAUCAAUGAGGUCUCCGGCAGUCCAUUGGAAAAGGGCGAUUGUAGUAUUAAUCCAAAAACGAUUUGGAAUUUAGGGCGGAGUGAUGAAUUAGGCCAUGGCAGGGGAGAGAUGAACAUGAAUGGGGGAAGGAGUGAGAGUGAGAGUGAGAAACAUAGUCGGCCAAUUUUUAGGGAUUUCUUGGGAAUUACUAGUGUGAUUGACGAAUUGAAGCAGGAGGUGGUUCGGCCACUGCAUCAGCUGAAGCUGCUGCGCCACCUCGGAGUCGAGCCUACGUCUCGAAUUCUGCUGCAUGGGCCACCCAAAUGUGGGAAGACCAUGUUGGCCAGAGCCGUUGCCAAUGAGGCCAGAUUGCCAUUGUUUGAAAUCUCUGUUGCUCGAUUGAUGCGUGGAGAUUUAGGUGCAGCAGAAGAAAAGAUCCGAAGAUUGUUCUUAACAGCAUACAUUAGAGCACCAUCUGUUGUGUUCAUUGAUGAAAUUGAUGCGAUGACUUCAGUAAAGAAAAGGACACUGAAGGAAGUAGAGUAUCGCAUAGUGGAUCAGUUGAUGGCUUUUAUGGAUGGGCGAGACAGACCUACCGGACCAGUAAAUGACGAUGUUAGUUUUGAAAGUUCUAAUAGUACACCUGGCUAUGUGCUGGUGAUUGGAGCCACCAAUAGGCCUGAUGCUCUUGACACUGCCUUAAGGCGUUUAUUUGAUCGUGAAUUUGCUUUAGGUGUUCCAGAUGAAUGUGAAAGGUUUGACAUUCUGUCAGCUCUAACGCGUAAUCUUAAGGUUGAAGUUGGUUUUGAUCCCAGGAAAUUAGCUAGGUCCACUAUGGGUUAUGUAGCAGGAGAUUUGGUAGCUCUAGCAAAAAAGGCUGGUAUGCUUGCUGUACAUAGUAUCAUGGGCAAGAGAAACUCAGAGUAUCUCAAAGAACCGAGGCACAUGGUUGAACAUGAAGAAUGUUACACGCGGCCAUUUUACGAUGAAGAAUUGGAGAACCUUAGCAUAACCAUGAAACACUUUGUGCAAGCUGGAAAGAUGGUUCAACCGUCUGCAAUUAUGAAAGAUUUUUUCACCACACUACAUGCAAAGUGGGAUGAUGUUGGAGGUCUUGAAGCAUUGAAAUCGGAGUUUGAACGCCAUGUAGUUAAAGCGAUAAAGUAUCCUCGAGUUUAUGAGGACAUAAAGACGAGUGUCCUUAGCUCCUUUCUCCUUUGUGGUCCUUCUGGCUGUGGAAAGACAUUGCUUGUCAAGGCUGUGGCUAAAGAAGCAGGAGCAAAUUUCAUGCAUAUCAAGGCCCGUGAUCUAUUGAAAUUUGGCGAUCAGUGCGAAAUGGUAGUGCACAACAUAUUCAGUUAUGCAAGCACUCACAUCCCAUGUGUACUUUUCUUCGAUGAGCUGGACGUAAUGCCCUCACGUGAUGAUGUACCACGAUGGCCGGACUUUAGAAAGCUAAUAUCAGAGCUGAGUGAUACAGAAUUAACGAUGGAAGGUGUUCUUGUGUUUGGUGCAACAAACAGGCCUGAAAUUGUGAGUCAUUCUUCACUCAUCAAAACACAAUUUGAUAGGCUUUUGUAUGUUCCUCUCCCUACUCCAGAAGAGCGAGGUGCGAUAUUGAAAGCUCUUACUCGAUGCAAGCCAAUAGAUCCCGAGGUGGACCUUAUGGCCCUAGGAAACGACGUGGCCUGUGAAAAUUUUAGUGGCCGUGAUCUAUUUGCUUUGGUAACAGAAGCUUCUAAAUUCGCCAUUAAUAGACCAGCAUUGUCUGUUGGGAACCGCAUGACAAUCAAAGAUGCAGAUUUCGAGAGUGCGUUGGCGAAAGUCUCCCCUUCUCUCUCAGCCACGGAAGUCAAGAAGUGGGAGCUUCAGUCUAAGAAGAUUGUUGUUCAUAGCAUUUCUGUGGACUGAUGUUGCCUUACUUAUGUGCUAUUGUAUGUAAUGUGUGAAUUAUGUGAGUUUUCAUUGCAUCUUCUGGAGCAUUUUAGUUAAUGUCUCAGUUGCAUAAUUGAGAUUUUGGUAGUGUUUGGAUUUUGGUAAAAGUGGUCUUUAAUGAAAUUUGAAUAUUUUUUUUA